AUGAUAGUGAAUCAACUACAAGCUAUUACAAUUGAUGAAGAUGAUCUAAUUCCUAAUUUGUCUGCUAUUCCGGUGUCGAUACCUUCUACUUCUCAUGUUUCGAAUAAUAAUUUCUCGUCUACGAUUCAGCAUCAACCGGCGGUAUCGAAUUUAUCUUUGAAUGUUUAUCCUACAUCUGUUCGCGCUUCGGAUCUUUUGACUUUCGAUGGUAAUGUAAUCAAUUGGAUACCGUUCAAAACAUCUUUCGACGACGAAGUCCUGAGCAAUCCGAAUUUAUUGGAUACGAAGAAGCGGAACUUAUUGUUGAAAGUUUUGCAUGGUAGCGCUUUGGACAGAGCUAUGGAUCUAGUCCGUCAAGGAAAAACACUUCAGUCAAUCUGGUCUUCUCUUAAUGACUAUUACAACAGUCCAUCGAAAAUCGAUGAACAUUUAACAAAGCAAAUUCGUUCUUUGGCUUUUGUUAAUUCUCCGUUCGAAUCGGCUAAGCUUGAAAUUAUGCUCCGGGAAAUUCGCCGUUUGUCUAGCACGUGUGUUAGCCUUGGUGCGGCUUAUCUUGCCCGAUCCAACUCAUUGGUGAAGGAAAUUCUGUGGAAAUGUGGCCGCCCCCUUCGGGAAAAAUUGUGUCAUGUGGAGUCGCUAUCACAACUGGAAAAGGAAUUGGAAAAGCUGUAUAAGUCAGCCUUGUGUUUGGACUCUUUCGAUCGACGAGAAUCAGCCAGACCAUCACGUUCGUCGCAUCCAGUUGCUGCUAUGUCUGUUGCUCGUUGUGUGUUUUGUAAUCGAUCUAAUCAUCAAUCAGCAGAUUGCCAGUCUUCAAUAUCAGUAGAUGAGAAGCGUCGUAUUAUCAAUUCGAACAGUUUGUGUUUCAAAUGUUUAUCGCCUGGUCAUCGCGCCAGUACUUGUUCUCGAGCGGCUUCUAUCAGAUGUCGAGUUUGUCGUUUGAGUCAUCCGACAGUGCUCCAUCAAGUUCGCUUGAACAAUCAUUCAAAUUCCAGCAAUAACAACAACUCUGUUCAUCCUUCUACCUCUGUUUCAUCGUCUCCUUCUGUUGCUGCUUCAUCCACUUCUGCAUCUACUGCUGCUUCAGUCCCAUCAACUUCAUCUUCUACAUCGGGCGUUGCUGCGAUUUCCGUUCUUUCAAAUUCUUCUGAUCUGUCCAUGAUUCCUUCAUCUUCAUCUUCAAUUCCAUCAUCGCCGUCUCCUAUGGUUUCUUUAUCGUCUUCCAAUUCGUUAGCUUAUGUUUCAUCGUCCGAAUCAUCAUCUGUUGCUGGUAUCAGUUCUUCAUCCGAAAAUUCGCUGGUUGCACGUUAUGACGGUGUCGCUUCUCCAUCGAUCACAAUCGAACGUCCAGCGUUCGUAAUCAAUUUGUGUGGUCGAAAGUGCAUGGUAUGGCUUGACACGUGUUCACCGUUUACAUUAAUCCGAAGCGAUCUAGUUAAUAUGAAUGAUUGUGUGUCUGCCCCAUCGAUUUGUCUUUCUGGGUUCUCGGGUGGUUCAGCCACCAUUACUAAUAAGAAGAUCUCCGUCAUUCUUGAAUCUAAUGUAACUCGUGUCUCGAUUGAUGCGUACGUGAUUACGAAUCUUCACCACUGUGAUCUCAUUAUCGGGACAGAUAUGCUUUCACGUAUCACUCGUAUUGAUCCACUAAAAUCUCUUAAAUGGGAAUCUAAGUUUGGAGAUAUCCAUUAUGGUCCCGUGGCUGCUAUUGAACAUUUUAAUAUCGAUGAUGAUGAUGACGAUGAUGAAGAUAAUUUCGACAUGCAUGUUACUCGUCUUGAUAAUGGACGUUUUGAAGCGAAGCUUCCCUUUCUGACUCAUUCACGUCCUCCACCUAAUUUUCAAAAAGCGUUAUCUUUGUUGAACAAAUUGGUUGCUCGCUUACAAUCUCGAAAUUUCUAUGAUGUUUAUCGCGAUGAAUUUAUGAAGUAUGUGUCAUCAGGACAAGCAGUGGAAAUCAAUGAUACUGAUGGGUUUUUUAUUCCCCAUCAUGCCGUCCUUCGUUCUGAAUCUUCGUCAUCUCCAAUCCGUAUUGUUUUUAAUGCUUCGUUCGGACGCGAAUCUUCGUUGAAUAACCUGUUAUGGAAAGGUUCAGUAAUGGGACUAGAUGUCUUGCCGCAUUUGAUACGAAUUCGAUUAUUUAAGUAUUUUUGUACGGCCGAUUUGAGAAAAGCCUUCCUACAAAUUGCCAUUUAUCCUGAACACCAAAAAUAUCUCCGUCUUUUAUGGAAAGAAAAUGAUAAUCAAAUUAAAAAAUAUCAAAUGACUGUCCUUCCGUUCGGUGUUAUCUCCUAA
Messenger RNA from Dermatophagoides farinae (American house dust mite), 2292 nucleotides. RefSeq lists its product as uncharacterized. Gene Ontology annotation, molecular function: nucleic acid binding; zinc ion binding. Gene Ontology annotation, biological process: DNA integration. The record is from RefSeq and is a predicted model, not a curated record. NCBI's taxonomy places the organism in Eukaryota, Metazoa, Arthropoda, Arachnida, Sarcoptiformes, Pyroglyphidae.